Dipodomys spectabilis (banner-tailed kangaroo rat) is the source of this 4263-nucleotide messenger RNA. It is a transcript of the gene Stx16, whose product is annotated as syntaxin 16. The transcript is spliced from 9 exons. The record is from RefSeq and is a predicted model, not a curated record. Gene Ontology annotation, molecular function: SNAP receptor activity; SNARE binding. NCBI's taxonomy places the organism in Eukaryota, Metazoa, Chordata, Mammalia, Rodentia, Heteromyidae. Gene Ontology annotation, biological process: vesicle fusion; vesicle-mediated transport; intracellular protein transport. The coding region runs from base 631 to 1611 and encodes 326 amino acids. Gene Ontology annotation, cellular component: membrane; SNARE complex; endomembrane system.
CCGCCAGUGGAGGACCAGGCCACUCAGGAAAGAAAGGGGUCAGGAGGUCGGGCCGAGCUUCACAGGCUCAGCCCCUGAGCCCGGGAGCUGCAGGCGCCGGCCGGCCCGGCCCGGCCUGGUGCACUUGUCCGAAGCUCAACUGGAGUAGGGAAAGUGACCGCGAGCCAGCCACCAGGGCCCGGCCCACACGCCCACAGCCACGUUAGGGCUAGGGGCCAAGACCUUUAGGGGGUCUCAGGGUUUAAGAAGGGCAGGGGGCUUCAGGCGCUCCCAGCUCCUGACCGGCGAUUGGCGCCUUAAACGCUUGUAGAUCCGAGGUUGGAUUGGGGAGGGGUCUCUGGGACGGCGGAUUGCCACGCCUGGAUUGGGGGAUUAAGCGCUUAGAGAUCGAAAUCAGGUCUUGGGUAGGGGGACUCAGACAAUUGGAAAGCCUAGGUGGUUAUUUGGGGAGGGGUCUUUGCGCUUUGGAGGAGCGCAAAGCUGCGCCUGUUGGGUUUUGAGGCCUGGGGCCUCGUCGAGAGAGGCAUCUGUGAAAGGGGGGACCAGCUAGGCCAGACUAAGAAAGAAAGUGAAUACAGCAGGAAUCUAAGCGGGGGGGGACCCUAAGAGGGGGGUCACACAGGUUGAGACAUGGCCACCAGGCGUUUAACCGACGCUUUCUUGUUGUUGCGGAAUAAUUCCAUCCAAAACCGGCAGCUGUUAGCCGAGCAAGUGAGUAGUCACACCACCUCCAGCCCUCUGCAUUCACGUAGCCUUGCCGCGGAGCUGGAUGAGCUUGCUGAUGACCGAAUGGCCCUGGUAUCAGGCCUCAGCUUAGACCCAGAAGCAGCAAUCGGUGUGACAAAAUGCUCCCCACCCAAGUGGGUGGAUGGAGUGGAUGAGAUACAAUAUGAUGUCGGGCGAAUUAAGCAGAAGAUGAAGGAGCUAGCCAGUUUGCACGACAAGCAUUUGAACAGACCCACCCUGGAUGACAGCAGCGCCGAGGAGCGCGCCAUCGAGAUAGCCACGCAGGAGAUCACGCAGCUCUUCCACAGGUGCCAGCGCGCGGUGCGGGCGCUGCCCAGCCGGGCCCGCCGGGCCCGCACGGAACAGGAGGAGCGGCUGCUGCGCAACGUGGUGGCCUCGCUGGCGCAGGCGCUGCAGGAGCUCUCCACCGGCUUUCGGCACGCGCAGUCGGGCUACCUGAAACGCAUGAAGAACCGAGAGGAAAGAGCGCAGCAUUUUUUUGAUACAUCAGUACCACUAAUGGAUGAUGGAGGCGAUAAUACUCUGUACGACCGGGGCUUCACAGAGGACCAGCUGGUACUGGUGGAACAGAACACUCUGAUGGUGGAGGAGCGGGAGCGGGAGAUCCGCCAGAUCGUGCAGUCCAUUUCUGACCUGAAUGAGAUCUUUAGGGACUUAGGAGCCAUGAUUGUAGAGCAGGGUACAGUCCUUGAUCGAAUCGACUAUAACGUUGAACAGUCCUGUGUUAAAACUGAAGAUGGCUUGAAACAGCUUCACAAGGCAGAGCAGUACCAAAAGAAGAACCGGAAGAUGCUUGUGAUUUUAAUAUUGUUUGUCAUCAUCAUUGUCCUCAUUGUUGUCCUGGUCGGCGUGAAGUCUCGCUAGUGGCGCUGGGCUCUUGUGCAGGCGGCGUGGACUCCCCGGGUGUGGGGGCUUGGCGGUCUCACCCUCAGCGCUGCUGGCAGGGUGCACCCAGCCAGGGCCGGGCCGGGCCGGGCCAAGACGGGUCCCACCUUCCUAAGGAUGCCUCCUGACGCGCAGGCGCGGGCCUAUGUUUCCAUCAGUGUCGAGUUAAGGACGGUGAUACUGCUGCAGAAGAGAUAUUGAUCGGUUCUGUGAUCACUUAUAUAUAUAUAUAUAUAUAUAUAUAUAUAUUUUUUUUUUUUUUUUUUCUUUAGAAAAUGAAAUGAGUUUAAAGUUUACAGGCGCUGCUGCUGAGGCUGCUUGGGGUUAUUUGUGUAUAUGCUAUUUUUUUUUAAGCAGUCUUGUCUGAGCAGCAUGUCAAAACAAUUUUUGGGGAAAAUUUUUUUAAGCCAUUUGGUUUUUAAGAAGUUUGGUACCAAAAAUGUAUGCAUAGAGGCAAAAAUGCCUCUUCAAAUCUUCCUCUUCUAUUUUUUUUGUUGUUGUUGAAAACAAACCUAGAAGUCCUUUAAGAAACAUACAAUUCAUUCCCUGAUAACUUAAUUUAGCUUUUCCAUUGCUGUUAAUGAUCAGAGUAACAAAGUGUGAGAAAUAAGAAACCAUCAUUGAUGUUAAUUAACACAUUUAGAUAGUCCAGUUAAAACAGCUUCAUAAGUUUAAAUUAAUUGUAAAUAGAGUGUUCCUCAUUUAAAAUUUUUGCACUGCAUUUUCUACUGUAAACCAAAAGGAGUUGUUACUAAGCAAAACCACCUAAAUUUACAAGUUGGUGAUUUGAGCCAGACUCACACUGAAAGGAGGCCUGCUGAUGUCCUGGCCCGCCUGUGUCCCAGCACUGCCAGACCCAGGCGGGUGCUCUGCCCCACACACAGCCUCCAUCCUUACCACGUGCUAGCUACAUAAGGACCCAUUCACACCAGUCUCCAUUUAAUGAACUGUGAAUUUAUACCGAGGCCACUUUGAGGGGGUCAUCCAUCUAAAAUCUCAAAUUAUUAACCAAACAGCACUCCAUUUCAGAGUACUCGUGCUUUCAUUUAUUGGCUCUUCCGUUAUCAGUUAGUAAUGCCCAGAAUGCAGGCUUGUCCCGAGGGCUGGAAAAGCCCUUGCUGGUGUGAGCCUGGGUCAGAUCCCCAAGUGGGGCGUGGCCUUAUACCUCCCCAUCACCCCCGUGGUGCUUGAGGCCCCUUCAGUAACUGGAGCGAGGCGGACUGUGGUACAGCCUUGAAAACGCAGCUAGCCCUGUGCGGAUGGACACGGUACAGUGUUAGUGGUCUUCUGUGUACAUUUUGAUGAGUGUAUUGUUUGUAUCUUCAAGGUGCGGAAGGAGCGCGGCCGCCCUAUUAAGCAUGUCAUGUUUUCUUUGGCCCAGCUGCACACAAUGCCUCUCCAGAGCCGACUGCUGUGGCUUCCAGAAUUCACACUAAAAUCUGGAGACAAGUCCCCCAGGCAGGCCCGCCCCUGUGGUCCCUGCCCCGUGGUUUCAGUAGCCUCGGGGCCUGGUCACAGGCAAGGGAGGCUGGGUUGGUGCCUUCCCCCGGGUGCCUAGAGUCAUGUGGCUCUGGGGCCCUUCAGAGCCAGCGCUGACUUGAAUGCAGUGGUCGGGUGGUGGCCGUUGGGUCAGCUGCUACCAAGAGUGGACCUGGUCAUACGAGGGGCCGCCUCGAGAUUCACAGGCCAUUCAGGGUUAUGGCUAAACCCUUGGAAAAUGUUGAGUCUUACUCACCCUGGACGAACAGUGGCCGUCGGAGAGAAGUCAGGGUCACCGUCGGUUUGUGUCUAUUCCCCCACCUCACCACAGUCCCCUGCUGCGCUUGAUCUGACGUUGUCUCCGGCCCUCUGUGGAGACGGCGAACCUUCCCGUCUCCAUCACUGUAGUGCUGGCCAGCUGAUGGGACCCGCAGUCUGGCCCAGGGCCCGGCACGGACUGGUUGGGUUCCUCAAACUACUGCGUUUGUCUUUAGAGCCUGUCCUUGGACAAGAGGCAGUGGCAUUUGAGGAUGGCAGGGAAGACGGCACUCCUUGCUUGGCACCUCAGGAAGAGAAGGAGGGCCAUCCUCAGACUCCUGAGCCAAUCUCACGUGCACCUGGGCAGUGUCCUCAGAGAAGAGACCUCGCUUUGGGGGCUCACUGCUGGCACCCUGGGGCCCAGCCCUGGACACAAACUGGCCUGGAGUGACUCCUGUCUAGUGGAGCAGGGGAGAGAAAUGGCGGCAUAUAUUCCAGGCUCCCAGCUCCCGGUUGCUGUCUGUCUGUCUGUCUGUCUUUCUGUUCAUCUUGGGGGGUGGGGAGUACUGGCUGGGCCGGGCUGUGUGAAGCAGUGUGUCUCUAAUUUAACGGAUGUACCGCUUUCUCCGCUAAUUGAGAGAGCAUUAUUUAUUUGUUUUGACACAAGUGCUUGCAGUGUUUUAUCUCAGCUAAUGGCUUCUUAAAGGUAAUAAAACCCUUCAACCUAAUUGGUCAGGUUAGACUUUUUUUCCUCUUGUAUGCUUAAAUAAAGCAAUUAGUGAAGAGCUUCUAUCCAAAAUGACUUUCUUUCUUUUUUUUUGUUCCUUUUUAAAAAACUAAUUUACUGUUACUGGAAACUUUUUGUACAAUAAAGCAGGCGUUCAGAUGACAGAA